GCUGUCCAAUCGUACAUGGCGACGGGCAGGACUUGGGUGUUUCAUAACAACGCCGUGCACUUCAGUAUAAAAUGAGCUCUGAUCGACCUCGUAAACAGAAUGUUUGCCGGGUUCAAUGGAUUGAAACUUGAUCAAAGCGACUUUCUGAAAGGGAGUCUUGCUGACCUUCAAAAUGAAGGGUCUUUUCCUCGUGGAGCCGGUGGUUGCCCUGUACGCUUUCUCCAGUUUUCUCAUCUAUCCUCUUGUUCAGCAAUAUGUGUACCGGAGGCUCUGGCAGCAGGUGACAAACACCACCUACCCCAUCUCUGACAACACCUCCAGAUGUGCAGCAAACAGCAGCAGCAACUAUUCAAGCUACCAUGAGGAGGUACAGAGGCAGGCAUCUAUUUUCUUCCUUUACACAGACCUCUUCUCCACAAUCCCCUCUUUGGUUGUCACACUCUUGCUUGUGGCCUAUAGUGACAAGGGAGGACGAAAGAUCACAAUCAUAAUGCCUUUGAUUGGCACGCUGAUCUACACCUCGGCCUUCCUGACAGUGUCCUUCUUUGAGCUCAACAUUUACUUGCUCAUUGGCUCCUCAAUUCUCACUUCUCUGUUUGGCGGCUUGGGUACAUUUCUGGGGGGCUGUUUUGCCUAUAUAGCAGACUUGUGUGAGGAUGGUCGUGAGAAGACACUGCGCAUGGCUGGACUGGACAUGAUGAUUGGCCUGUUGUCUGGGGUUGCCUCAAUAUCAACCGGCUACUUUCUGAGAGCUGCAGGCUUUAACUGGCCUUUCCUAACAUCUGCGUUAUGCCAGUGUUUGAUCCUAAUCUAUGCCAUUUUCAUCCUAGAAGAGACUGUAAAGAAGGUUCCCACUAAUGCCAUUAUUCUAGAUGGGUCUCCUCAGCGCUCAGCCUUGAAACAAAUGAUCCACAGGGUCUACCAGAUGUUUGCAGGGGCCAGCCGCAAAUACACAACUGUCUUGAUCCUUUUGAUGCUCAUCUUCACCAGCUUCUCCUUUGCAUAUGUGGGUGGGAUCACCUUGAUCACACUAUAUGAGCUUAAUGAGCCACUGUGCUGGACUGAGAUUUUGAUUGGUUACGGCUCAGCACUGUCCACCACUGUGUUCCUGGUCAGUUUUGUGGGAGUUUCAGCAUUCACGUACUGUGGUGUGCCGCAGUUGGUCAUUGUCCUGAUGGGGAUCCUGUCCGUCGUAUCAGGCAUGGUCCUGCUGGCGUUUGCUAAGACCACUUUACUGAUGUUCAUAGUGAGGGUGCCAAUGCUUCUGUCCAUCAUGCCAUUCCCUGUUCUACGCUCCAUGAUGUCAAAGAUCAUCUCAAAGUCUGAGCAGGGAGCCCUGUUUGCCUGUCUUUCCUUUCUGGAGAGUUUAAAUAACAAUGUAUCAAGCGCAGUCUUCAGCAGUGUUUAUGCUGCUACGGUGGCAUGGUACCCUGGGUUCAUCUUCCUGUUGUCUGCAGGACUCUGUGUCAUCCCUUUGUUUCUCCUAGGGGUGGUGGGUCUGAUAGGAGUGGAUGUUGCCGAAGAGGCAAAACGGGCAGAGCCUGACGUCUCAGGGGAGGAGGAUUCUUUUGAAGAUCAGAACGACACCAGUCCUCUUAGCAGAGCCACAUAGACUGCAGAAAUCUCACCAGCACUUAAUAAAUACAAUAUAUAGCCAUUUAUUCUGAUACCUUUCCAAAA
This is a messenger RNA of Micropterus dolomieu (smallmouth bass), 1680 nucleotides long. It is a transcript of the gene slc46a3, whose product is annotated as solute carrier family 46 member 3. Gene Ontology annotation, cellular component: lysosomal membrane. The record is from RefSeq and is a predicted model, not a curated record. Gene Ontology annotation, biological process: vacuolar transmembrane transport. The transcript has 6 exons. Gene Ontology annotation, molecular function: transmembrane transporter activity. Lineage: Eukaryota; Metazoa; Chordata; Actinopteri; Centrarchiformes; Centrarchidae. The coding region runs from base 173 to 1612 and encodes 479 amino acids.